Molecule: messenger RNA, 582 nt
Organism: Arachis ipaensis
Lineage: Eukaryota; Viridiplantae; Streptophyta; Magnoliopsida; Fabales; Fabaceae
Source: RefSeq, a predicted model, not a curated record
AUGAGCAAGAAACAAAGGAGGCUAGCGAGCAAGCAUGAGAACUUCCUCCGAAAAUCAAGAGAUCGAGUGGCUGUGUUCAUAACGUUCGUUGACAACCUUCAAAAGGAUGAAUACCCUGCCAUUGAUGCUGAUGAGAAAGUUGAUUCAGAGGAAAACGUGUUGAAAGAAUUUCAGAAGGCACAGCGUCCUGCAGCAGAGAAGGAAACUUCUUACACCCCAUUUGUUCCACAAGCUGCUCCAUCCAGCUAUACAGCUAAUGAAGCAGAUGCUAAUUCUGGUAAGACACCAGAACAACGUGCCCUUGUUGUGGAAUCCAGAAGGCAGGAGGUCUUGUUUUUAGAUAAUGAGAUUGCUUUCAACGAGGCUAUCAUUGAAGAAAGAGAGCAUGGCAUUCAAGCAAUUCAGCAGCAAAUUGGUAAAGUAAAUGAAAUUUUUAAAGACCUUGCUGUGCUUGAAUUAAAAACCGAAAAAAUCGACCGAACCAAACCGCUAUUAGUUCAGUUCGAUUCGGUUGUUGUAAAAGCAGCAAACCGAACAGUUGUGUUUGUAGGAACUGAACAUAUCGGUUCGGUUGGUUUUUGA